Molecule: messenger RNA, 2499 nt
Organism: Ictalurus furcatus (blue catfish)
Lineage: Eukaryota; Metazoa; Chordata; Actinopteri; Siluriformes; Ictaluridae
Gene: olfml2bb
Product: olfactomedin-like 2Bb
Exons: 8
Coding region: 297-2408 (703 amino acids)
Biological process (GO): signal transduction
Source: RefSeq, a predicted model, not a curated record
CCUUCUUCCAAGCCGGCUGACCUUUCAGGGAUCCAUUCAUCAGAGAAUAUCCAAAGCUACAGCACAACCUGCACAGCCUGCACAGCCUGCACAACAGCAGUAUUUUUUCUUCUUCUAAUUAAACAGGUUGUGUAUUACGUCACAGAAGCUCUUCACACUUUGGAGGGAUUAUUAAACUAUUUAAUUAAUUUAUUCUUUAAUUUAGAUAUUUUAUACAAAGCUUUUUGGACUGUGAAUUAAGAAGAGAUCACAUUAGGACCCUUUACCGGUUAUUUGUGCAUUUUUGGAUAACCGGCAUGAUGAUGCUUUCAUUAAGGCUGUUACUUUUGGCUUGGAGUGGUACACUUUGCUUCGUACCGUUGGCGUGGACUGGUGUGAUGGAAAGCUUGUCACAACAAAACCAAGUUUUUUCAGAAGAAUUUGAAGAUGCACAGUUGGAGGAAGAAGUAGACAAUCAGGAGAACGUUUUAACCCAGCUCCUAGGUGACUAUGACAAAGUGAAGACUCUCUCAGAGGGCCCGGAUUGCCGCUGUAAAUGUGUGGUCAGGCCUUUGAGCAGGAGCGCCUGCAGGCGUAUUGAAGAAGGGACUGGAAAGCUUGAGGAUUUCUACACAGUGGAGACAGUGACCUCAGGACCCAAUUGUAAGAAGUGCGCCUGCAUCGCCCCUCCGUCUGCCCUCAAUCCCUGCGAAGGAGACUUCAGGUUUAAGAAGCUCCAAGAGGCUGGGAAAGAUGAUGUCAAGCUUUCCACCAUCAUGGACUUGCUUGAGGGGGCUUUGUAUGGGAUGGAUCUGCUAAAAUUGCACUCAGUCACCACUAAACUCCUGGCACGUGUGGAAAACAUAGAAAAGUCAUUUUCCAGAAAUGUGACAAAGGAGCAAGGGAGCGUGAAAGGAGAGAAAGAGCAAGGGAAGGACUCACGUGACCACCAUCACCUGGAGAAGAAAAGACGUUUGAGCGAGCUGGAGCCCUCACUGCAGAAUAAAGUCGCUGCAGCUUUCUCACACACAGAGAAGAAGUACGAAGAGAGGUUUGUAGGGAGCCAGGACUCCAGCAGGCAACUGAAGAGGAGUCAUGUUGAAGACUCUGAGGAGCAGAAAUCAGUGAAGAGCAAAAUGGGACCAAAUGGGAUGAACAUCCGGAGCAUGACCUUCUAUAAGGCAGAUACUGAAGAGGACGAUGAUGGAGAACAGAUCAGACCAGAUGAUGUGCUGAGUGGUGACGGUUCAGUGGAUUUAAUAAUAGAAGACCAGAUCCCCAAACAACAGGACACUCAAUCCUCAGACCCUCACACUACAGCCACCAUGGCACCAACACCGAACAGAGAAACCACCACAAACGUGCUAACCAUCACAAAGCAGCCUAAACAGGAGUCUUGGGAAACUGAGAGGAUGAUUACAACCAGCACAGCAACGCCACUGUCCUUAACAACCUUCUCCACCACCACCACCACCACCACUACCACACAGCUGGCGACCACCAACAGAUCAACAUCCAUCUCUGCUCCUCCUAAAGCUCCAAAACCACAGCACAACUCCACAUCUGCAGCAAGAAAACACACAGUGAAAUCUCGACUCAGCUGGGACGAAGAAUCUGUAGUCAAUACAGACUCACCAAAGAAUUCUGGUGUAUGCAAGGACACAUUAGCAACUAUUGCUGACCCGGUGACUCACAAUACUUAUGGCCGCAAUGAAGGCGCCUGGAUGAAGGAUCCAAAAGGCAAUGGCAAUGUCAUUUAUGUCACAAGCUACUACUAUGGCAGCAAUCUACUGGAAUUCCGUGAUAUGGAUACAUUCAAGCAAGGGCACAUCAGCCACUCCUACAAACUCCCCUACAACUGGAUCGGCACGGGUCAUGUGGUGUACAACGGCGCCUUCUACUAUAACCGGGCGUUUUCCCAUGACAUCAUCAAAUAUGACCUGCGUCUGCGUUACGUGGCGGCUUGGACCACGCUGCAUGAUGCCAUGUUUGAGCACGAGGAUGAGGAGGCACCCUGGAGCUUUAGGGGACACUCUGACGUUGACUUUGCUGUGGAUGAGAGUGGCCUGUGGCUGGUUUAUCCAGCUCUAGAUGAAGAAGGCUUCCACCAGGAAGUGAUUAUUCUGAGCAAACUCAAUCCUUCUGAUCUGCAGAAGGAGACCACAUGGAGGACGGGCCUGAGGAGAAACAGCUACGGGAACAGCUUUGUCAUCUGUGGUGUCCUGUAUGCUGUGGACAGCUAUGAGCGCAUAAACGCCACCAUUAGCUAUGCUUUUGAUACGCACACACACACUCAGAUGGUGCCACGCCUGCCCUUCGUGAACAACUACACUUAUACCACACAAAUUGACUAUAACCCAAAGGACCGCACGCUCUACGCCUGGGACAACGGCCAUCAAGUGACCUAUGAAGUCAUAUUUGCCUAUUAAUUACUGUAUGAGAUGAUAUCUAGAUCAUAACUAGAUAACUGUUCUGCACUUUCUGUAAAAUAAUUACAAGACUCAGUGGAUUGUAGAUCAG